Melanotaenia boesemani (Boeseman's rainbowfish) is the source of this 601-nucleotide messenger RNA. Its product is annotated as histone H2A-like. Gene Ontology annotation, molecular function: structural constituent of chromatin; DNA binding; protein heterodimerization activity. The coding region runs from base 14 to 400 and encodes 128 amino acids. Lineage: Eukaryota; Metazoa; Chordata; Actinopteri; Atheriniformes; Melanotaeniidae. The record is from RefSeq and is a predicted model, not a curated record. Gene Ontology annotation, cellular component: nucleosome. The transcript has a single exon.
CAAGAUCUAAACCAUGAGUGGCCGCGGAAAGACCGGAGGCAAAGCCAGAGCCAAGGCAAAGACCCGCUCCUCCCGAGCUGGACUCCAGUUCCCAGUCGGUCGUGUUCACAGGCUGCUGCGUAAAGGAAACUAUGCGCAGCGCGUGGGAGCCGGAGCCCCCGUGUACCUGGCUGCUGUGCUGGAGUAUCUGACCGCUGAGAUCCUGGAGCUGGCUGGAAACGCCGCACGAGACAACAAGAAGACUCGUAUCAUCCCCCGUCACCUGCAGCUGGCUGUCCGCAACGACGAGGAGCUCAACAAGCUGCUGGGCGGAGUGACGAUCGCUCAGGGCGGCGUGCUGCCCAACAUCCAGGCGGUCCUGCUGCCCAAGAAGACCGAGAAGCCCGCCAAGGCCAAGUAGACCCCAUCACCUCCCUUCCACAACCACAACGGCUCUUUUAAGAGCCAAACACUUCUCACAAAGAGCUCUGAUAUUGAAAUUAUUUAAUGUAUUUAAUUAAUUAACUAAAGUAUUUUGUGUGCCAUGAUCUUUGCAAAGCAAAUAUUGUGUCAUGUAAGUAUUAAUGGUGUUGAAAAUAACUUCUUAGCAUUUCAGUUUUAG